ACCGCUGGUAUAAUCAUGUACAAUGGCCUCCCACCAAUCUUCUCCGUGUUCCCCCGGUACGCUGAGGGCUCAGUCAUGUUCUUCACUGUCUGCAAGACGCUGGCUUUAGCUGGUGCAGCAUUUGGUUUCUCUAUUGACUCAAAGAUAGAGUUACCAAACCCAACAUUUUCACCGCUAGCUCAAGGAGACAAGUAUCCCAUUUUAGACUCAAGUUUAAGUCCAAAGAUAAUAAAAGCUUUCUACGAGAUCAACUUCAUUCCUGUUGCCAAGCCGAAUGAAUACCAAAACCAAGUAGUAGCGCUCGGGAACAAACAUUGCCCUUAUUCAAAAGAACUGUGCAAAUACGUUUACUUCGUCCCUUCGAAGAUAUCGACAGUACAAAAGGUCGAGGAGAUAAUCGAGAACAACAAGAACAACGAGGUCCCUGUCAUCCAGGGCCUUUUAAGUGAUGCUGAAGCUAAGAAAUUCAUGAAAGAAAUUAACGACACUGUCCAUAGCCAAGUGAACAAAGUCGUCGUCACAUCGAACAAAGUCGAUAGAAAUGGAAAUGGCUCGGAUGUGCCUGUCUACCAAGGGACUGUCCAGACACAAGAUGUUCUGAAAAAGCCAGAAUACCCAACAUACUAUUCUCCACCGCCGAAGCCGUACUAUCCUUCGACCAACAGGCCCCACUACCAAUGGACGGACUACAGCGGAUGGAGGAACAACCCUUGCCUUCAAGGUCCCUGCCAAUGGAGAGCUGCAUUCCCAACUCUGUCUAUUCCAAAUUUAUGAAAAUAUAUUCAUAUUAAAUUGAAAAUAUAUUAAAAAUUAAAUCAACAACAGGAUACAUUAA
Molecule: messenger RNA, 835 nt
Organism: Cimex lectularius (bed bug)
Lineage: Eukaryota; Metazoa; Arthropoda; Insecta; Hemiptera; Cimicidae
Exons: 2
Coding region: 16-774 (252 amino acids)
Source: RefSeq, a predicted model, not a curated record